This is a messenger RNA of Naegleria lovaniensis, 2622 nucleotides long. RefSeq lists its product as uncharacterized. The record is from RefSeq and is a predicted model, not a curated record. Gene Ontology annotation, molecular function: calcium-dependent cysteine-type endopeptidase activity. Bases 1 to 2622 code for a protein of 873 amino acids. Lineage: Eukaryota; Heterolobosea; Eutetramitea; Acrasida; Naegleriidae. Gene Ontology annotation, cellular component: cytoplasm. Gene Ontology annotation, biological process: proteolysis. The transcript is spliced from 2 exons.
AUGUCUUCUGCAUCUACAACAGAGAAGAUUAAAAUCACGUAUGAGAAUAGUUACAUGGGAGAUAUCAAACUAGCUCACAUGUACGUGGACAAUGUAUCGGGAAAGUACAUCUAUCUCAAAUUUGUAUUCACGUUGGCGAACAUGUUCCAUACGACCGUGGAAGGAGCCCAAGACUCUAAAACUAAGGAAUUUUCCUUAUUCUUGUAUCCCGGAGACACAAAGGUUUACCUUACAAGCUUUCCUAUCGUUGAUCGAUAUAAGAGUUGGAAGUAUAAUUUCAUGUACAAUUACUCGUUUGCAGAUAAGCCAACCGAGUCUAGAGAGAUCUAUGAUGGAGUUUUCUUUGAGUGUUUUCAUAUGGGCUUUGGAAGUUUGAUUGUUGCUCUCAAGAACAACAACGUCAUUUUGAACAAUCGAGGAGGCGAUCGCCAUGUUUUAGUCAAAAUUAAUUAUACCACCCUUACCAAUUUGAAGCCUAACAAGGUGUAUGAUGACUAUGUUGAUUUGUACGACUUGAAAAUCCUGAAUGAACUUCAAAUAUUGGACAAGCAGGAGAAGACCACUUACAAGUACAAGUAUUUCGUUAAAAAGCCAGAAAAGCCAUUGACCGACGAUGAGGCUGGCUCUACCCUCUUGUCCUACUACUUUACGAAUGUAUCUAAGGCUCAGGCUCUUGUAGUGGAGAGGAGGGAGCUGAGCCCUGGUGUCUUUGGUGUGUUGGAAAUGACCAAAGAAGGAGUUGCUGUGUUGAGCAUUGAGAAUAACAACACUUCGAGUGCUGUGAUAGUGUACGAUCUAAAGGUCAUGGGAGGAGAAACAACGUUCAUUCAGGAGAAUUUGAGUAGUAGUAGCGAUAUAUCCAAUCCUCAGAUUGUAGUAUUUCCAAACGAAACGAAAAAACAACUGGUUCGCAUUAAGCCACCAAAAGGGCUAUUUCAAAUCACAUACGAUUGCAAGGUGGCUGAAGGAAAAGUUGUCGAAGAGAAUGAGGUCAAAACUUCACUGUUUGUAUAUGGAUACUACUUCAAAGUAUUCAAUUGUGUUGUAUUGGCUGUCAAGAAUAAUUGUGACAAGGCUCAUAAUUGUUACUUUUUCAUGAAACAGCUAGAAAAUUGCAAGGUGGUAACCGAGUACAGUGACCAGCAUCGAAUGACGGUGCUGCCCUUUCACACCAAGUUGUAUUCUUCCCUUUAUUUGAUUGAUUCAACAAAGCCAUUUGUGUAUUCGUACGCGUAUCAAAUCAGCAGAGUUGUUGAAAAAGAAGAUUCACUAAUUGACUUGAAAUCUAUACACACAACUUCCAAAACCAACAGCUCAAGCUCCAUUCAAUCCAUUGCAUCUGUACAGGCUCAUACACAGGCGAACGAUUUACAUGCUGCAAGUGUGGACAAGGACUUGAAAAUUGCAUUGGAAAGUAUUGAAAAUUUGGCCACCCAAAGUGAAGUUGUGAAACAUCAAAUUGCAUCCAAUGAGAAGUUUGUUGACAAGGACUUCCCUCCUCAAACAGAUCCUACCAUUUACGAGCCAUCGUUUUCUGGAAAAAGAAUUGAAAAUAUUAAGUGGGCUCGCGCCUCAGAAAUAUUAGGAAAGUCUCUAGAGGUGUUUUGUGAUGGAAUUGAACCUGACGACAUUAAACAAGGGUCGUUGGGAGAUUGCUGGUUGUUGUCAGCAAUAUCGAGCAUCUCUUCCAAACCUUUACUUAUUGAGCGCCUCUUCACAACUCGAGUACCGAAUGAAGCUGGAAUUUACGAGGUUAAUCUUUGUGUUGGAGGUGAAUGGACUAGAGUUAUUGUUGACGACUUUUUCCCAGUUCAAGAAUGGAACAGUCCUCUUUUCGCUCACAACCAUUCUGCUGAAAUAUGGGUAAUGUUGUUGGAGAAGGCAUAUGCAAAGGUUUGCGGUUCCUACUCAAAAUUAAUUUCGGGCUUUGCCGAUGAAGCAUUUGAAGAUUUGACUGGAUGUCCAACCUUUUCCAUACGUCUCAAUUCAAGAGACCCCUCUUUUAAUGCUCAAAACAUUUGGAACGAAUUGUGCGAGUACAUUCAAAAAUCAUACUUCUUUUGCUGUUCCACACCAAAUUCACCCAAUUGCGAAAAAGUUGGGCUCAUUUCGUCUCACUUUUAUACCUUACUCGAUUGUAAGGAAGCUUUGAAUGGAGUAAAAUUGGUAAAGCUACGAAAUCCAUGGGGAGGUAGUGAAUGGAAAGGAGAUUGGUGUGACGACGACACUAGAUGGACCAAAGAAGCAAAACUCGCCUUUCAACACAUGGCAUUUAUGGACGAUGGAGUUUUUUACAUGCCAUUCAACGAUUUCCUAAACUAUUUCAUUAAUGUAGUUGUUUGUAAAUAUGACCCCAAGUUCUCACGAAACCAAGUGAAGGUCGUUUGUAACACGACCAAUCAAGUAGGAUCAUUUGAGGACAAAUCAUCAUAUCCAAUUAUUGAGGUGAAGUUUGAUGAUGAUCAAGAUGAAGCAUUCUUUGGAAUUCAUCAAAAGGAUCAACGUUACAAGGACGGUCCAACCAUUGCUGCUGGCAUUGGAUUCAUCCUGUUAGAUUCUACAGGCUCUGUGGUCGGCGGCUGUCCUAUUAGUAGCUCGAGAUCCUCCUUUACCAAGACCUAA